AUGCCCAUUCCUGCCUUCUGGUUCCACCCUCCUCCUUUUUGCCUGCAGCUGACUCUACUGCUUGGACUCACAGGAGUGGCAGGUGAGGACGAGCUGCAGGUGAUUCAGCCUGAGAGGUCAGUGUCAGUUGCAGCAGGAGAGACGGCCACGCUGCGCUGCACCAUUACCUCCCUGCUCCCCGUGGGGCCCGUCGCGUGGUUCAGGGGAACUGGGCCAGGACGGGAGUUAAUCUACAGUCGAAAAGGAGGCCCCUUCCCCCGAGCAGCAACGGUUUCAGAUACUACAAGGAGAAACAACACGGACUUUUCCAUCCGCAUCAGUAGCAUCACCCCAGCAGACACUGGUGUCUACUACUGUGUGAAGUUCAAGAAAGGAGAACCUAACGACACGGAGAUUAAGUCCGGACCAGGCACUCAUCUCACUGUGAGUGCCAAGCCCUCUCCUCCUGUGGUAUCAGGCCCCAUCAUGAGGGCCACACCUGAGCAGACAGUGAGCUUCACCUGCAGAUCCCAUGGAUUCUUCCCCAGGAACAUCUCCCUGAAAUGGUUCAAAAAUGGCCAUGAACGCCCAGCCUCCCAGACCAACGUGGACCCAGAGGGAGACAGCGUUUCCUACAGCAUCUCUAGCACAACCAAGGUGCUGCUGGCCCCAGGGGAUGUUCACUCCCAGGUCAUCUGCGAGGUGGCCCACGUCACCCUGCAGGGGGGCCCUCCUCUCCGUGGGACUGCCAACGUGUCUGAGACCAUCCGAGUUCUACCCACCAUGUCUAUUUUCAAAUACCCUGACUCAAAGAACAAUAUAAAUGUCACCUGCAAGGCAAACAAGUUCUACUCCCAGGGCAUACAGCUGACCUGGCUGAAGAAUGGAAAUGUCUCUUGGAUGGAUAAGACCCUGAUCCCCACCAAGAGGAGAGAUGAACUGUACACUGUGCAGGGCUCAAUUCUGGUGGACAGACCUGAGCACACAGAAGACACUGUGCUCACCUGCUGGGCAGAACAAGAUGAGCAGCAGGAGGUCACUUCAAAAAUGAUAUUUUUGUUUUCUGCUCAUCUGAACAACUGUAAAAAGUAG
Hippopotamus amphibius kiboko is the source of this 1071-nucleotide messenger RNA. Its product is annotated as tyrosine-protein phosphatase non-receptor type substrate 1-like. The transcript is spliced from 4 exons. Gene Ontology annotation, biological process: positive regulation of T cell activation; positive regulation of phagocytosis. The record is from RefSeq and is a predicted model, not a curated record. Gene Ontology annotation, cellular component: plasma membrane. Lineage: Eukaryota; Metazoa; Chordata; Mammalia; Artiodactyla; Hippopotamidae. Bases 1 to 1071 code for a protein of 356 amino acids.